Molecule: messenger RNA, 3453 nt
Organism: Caenorhabditis remanei
Lineage: Eukaryota; Metazoa; Nematoda; Chromadorea; Rhabditida; Rhabditidae
Exons: 7
Coding region: 1-3453 (1150 amino acids)
Cellular component (GO): mRNA cleavage and polyadenylation specificity factor complex
Source: RefSeq, a predicted model, not a curated record
AUGUCAACACAUCUUUAUAAAAAUGAGGCUCCACGAAUUGGAUUUGAUCUCGACACUCUUGAAAUUGUUCACAUGAGUUAUAUUCACGAACUUGACGAUGACAAAGAAUCGGCAACAGAACGAAUAGGAGAAACACUGAAGGAAGCACGAGAUGCGGACACCAUCGAUAAAAAGAUUGCAUCUCUUUCUACGGCAAUGCAUCUGUUGAUCGGUCCGAACAUUUCGAAUAAUACUCUCGACAACUUUUUAACAGAAAUGCUAGAAUUUGCGGAGCUCAACGAUCAUCGUGUCUUGUGUCUAAUCAUUGAUUUUCUGCUGAAAGCCAGUGCCAAAGACUUCACCAUCUGCAACAAAACAGUCGAGAGAUACAGCUUUUAUCUAACUCCAAACAACUCAAUUUCGCGUUAUGAAAGUGUUAUUAAACGAGUAAUUGUUGCAUCAACAAGUUUAUACCCGAUUAUUCUUGAAUUUGCAAUUAUGGACAAAAACGAUAGAGCGGAAAGUUGUUGGGAGGCAUUCAAUGAAUUGAAAGCUCGAAUUAUCACAUUGGUUGACGAUGUUCAUGAAGGAGUGCGCACAGUCACUGUUAAAUUUUUAGAAGCUCUAAUUUUAUGUCAAUCUCCAAAACCUAAAGAGUUGACUGCCGAUCCGAAAAGCACCUGGGCAAUAGAAGCAAACACACGGUUUCAUAAAAUUUCUCUCACCGAUGUUCCUAGAAGUCACCGAUUUCUCUCUUAUCACAAAGCUCAAUUGGAAGCCGAACAGAACUUCUCUUCUCUCAUCAAACAAACUUCAGUUGCUGGAAUCACUUCUCAAAAUUUGAUUGCAGUCAUUGAAUCGCUAUGUAUGAUCACUCGAUGCCGUCCACAGUGGGAGAAUGCUUUGCCGCGUGUAUUCGAUGUCAUAAAAACUCUUCAUUCGAAUGUUCCACCGAUGCUAAGCACUGGACAGGUCAAAUUUCUCAGAAAAUCGUUCAAAUACAAUUUGCUGCGUUUCUUAAAACUACCAGCAUCCGUUCCACUUCAGCAGAAAAUAACAACAAUGCUAACAAAUUAUCUGGGAGCGUCUCCAAGAGAAGUGAACCAAUCUAUUCCGCAAGAACUGAUUCAGAGAGCAGCUCCACCAAGAGAACCGGCAACGGAACCUGCUGCAAAACGAGCGAAACUGCAGAACCCAAUAUAUGAAGAUGACGAUGACGAUGAUGAGGCAGAAGCAUCAACAAGUACUGGUGCUAAAGAUGCCAGAACGCAAGCCGUCGAUAUCACAUCGAAAUACAUUUUGGAGCGUUUGAAUCAUGAAACAGUGCUGAAUCUAGUGAAGAUCUCAUUAUACACACUCCCAACUGAAAUGCCACCUGCAUUUGCUUCUUCUUACACUCCGAUAGCUAAUGCUGGAUCCGAAUCGAAUCGACAAGAAAUUGCGGAGUUAAUGGCUGCUCAAAUGGUUCACAAAGAGGUUGGACCUGGAUUUGAAUGGUUACAACAGAAGAAGAAAAAAGAAUAUGAAGAAAGAAUAAAAGCAAGGAACGAAGGAAUCGUAAUCGCACAGACUCCACUUCAUGAGCCGAUUCGGGCACCAGUGCCCGUUGUGAAACAACCAGUCCCGGAAACUGCUAAAGCUCCGGUGAUUCAGAAAGCUAAGAAAGCAUUCAAUUUGGUCGAGGAAACUGAAAAAAUUGAUGCGAUGGAAGCGAUGGAAAUGUUCGAAAUGGCCUUUGAAUCAGUGCUUCAAGCAGAGAGAAGAGCUGUUGCAGGAGGAGCAAAAACGAUUUAUCAGAAAUUGGUGGUCAGAUUAGCAACGAGAUUUUGGGAGGAUUGUGCUCCAUACGAGAAUAAAUUAGUCGAAUUUAUUCUUUCCGAUCAUAAAAAGAGAAGCGAUUUGGCACUCCUCUGGCUCUGUGAACUUUAUGCUCAAUAUCAAGGAUAUUCGAAUUGUGCCCUCCGUAUUAAAGAUCUUAUUGCUGAACAAGAUGGAAUGACUCAACCACAACGAUUGGAAAGAUAUGAUUUUGCAAUUUGCAAAAUCUUGGAUGCAAUGUUGAGCAGAAAUAUGCAUAAAGAGACCCUAUUCUACAAAGUACUUCUAGAAACUCCUCUAUUGACUCCGAACGCAAUUGAACGGCUGAAGAAAGUGUGUCUUGAGAAAGAAAAUGAACAUGGAAUGUUUAUGUUACGUGAAUCAAUAAUGGUCAGAAAUCGACAACGUCCACAACUUCUACAAUUUCUUUUCGGUCUUUGUUUCCUCGAUCGUCCAGAACUUCGUUCAUCCUGUCUUGAAGUGGUGAAGGAACUCAGUCAUCUCCCGUUUAUCAGAAGUUCACUCUGUGAUCAAGCGAGAAUGCAAAUAAAUGAUUGUUUGGAGGACAAGCCACCAAUGUACAUGAGAAAACCAGAUGGAGCCACGGAAUGGACAAACGAGAUGUACCGAAAUGCACUGGCAGUUUAUACUACUCUGAUGCCAGCUGAUCCAAUGCUUCUUCUUCCUUUAGCUGCUGUAUAUGCGCAGGCAACCAACCUGUAUAAACGAGCUGUUCUCGGUACUCUGGAACCUGUUUUCCGUCAAUUAAGCCAAGAAAAUGUGAUUGCUCUGAUUCAAGAUUGUCCACAUGGAGCAGAAACUCUUGUUGCUCGUCUCGUUGUUCUUCUCACUGAAAGAAUCACACCAUCAUCCGAAUUGAUUCAAAAGUUGAAAAUUUUACACGAUGAACGAAAAAUGGAUAUUCGCGCUCUUCUGCCAAUUAUCGGAGGACUCGAGAAAGAAGAAGUCAUUGCACUCAUUCCGACAUUUAUCUUCAGACCUGAAUAUCAAAAAUCGGUCACUACGCUAUUCCGGAAGUUGUAUACCGUGCGCGAUCAUCAAACUGGAGAACUUGUUUUCGAUCCUAUUGAAAUUAUCAAAGAGUAUCACAAGAUCGAGCCAAAAGAUGACAAUGAAGCGGAGUUGCUUGUGAACAAUUUAGAAUUCCUUUUCGACCCAGCACUUCUGAAACCAGACAUAGCAUCAGGAGGAAUUGAAGCUGUCUUCAAAUGGGAAAAAGUGCCUUUCCUGUUUCUCCAUUCUCUUUAUACGCUUUAUCAUAAAUUCAAAACAUUCGAAUCAUUCGUCGCCAAUCUGUUUUUCAAAGUGACAGAGAAGAAGAUGUACCAACAGUCGAUCCGAUGGAAACAGGCAUUCUUCAAAUGUGUGCGAGAGCUGAAAUCGAAAGCUUACCCGGCUGUUCUCACACUGAUCAGUUUUGAAGAAUACGAAGAGUUGAAGGAGGAACUUGGAGCUGAAGUAGUCGUCGACUUCAAAGCGAUCUACUCUACACUCUCCACAUUGCAACAAAAGAACAUGGAUGAAAAAAUCAAAGAAGAGCUAUACGAUAAGGAGCGCGAAAACCGUGAGCGUGAUCGACGACUACGACGAGAAGAGCGGAAGGAAAAGGAAAAAGAACGAAGCUCAAGACGAUGA